AUGGCUGCUCAUGUUCAUCUUUUCAAUAACACGUACCAGCGCCAUUUUCGAGGCGCUGUCCCUCGAUACGAGUACCAGGAGAGUGGACCCCAACACGAGCCCUACUGGCAAUGCAGCAUAUACGACUCACAAGAUGUUUUAAUUGGCGUCGGCGGGGGCAAGAAUAAGAAACUUGCCAAGGACGCCGCAGCGGAUAGCGCUAUUCGUUUUCUAUAUAAAACUUAUUAUGAAGGGUUGUCAGGAGAUGGGGAGGCUCAUCAACGCUCCGAAGAUGUGGUCCACGGUUCCGACUCAACACAUGAAGAUAAUGCCGGUGGAAUGGCAACGGCUGUAUAUAACACGUCAGUGCCCGCUGAGGACCCCGAUACGAAUAAACCGUUACUCGACACAGCUGAAGCUUCUAGCGACAUUCGAGCUGAAGACGAGCAGCCUGAGGAAGACUUGCUCAAAUUGCCGAUAAAAACACACCGCCCGUCUUCGAGUGCCAUCGCUCAGCUUGCUCAGCUCAAGCCUGCCCAAUACACCGGAAGCGGCAGCGGGGUCCUGAAGAAUUUGAAUACCCUCUCCUUCACGGCCUCCUUGGGGACUUCGGAACGUUAG
Messenger RNA from Laccaria bicolor S238N-H82, 600 nucleotides. RefSeq lists its product as uncharacterized. The record is from RefSeq and is a predicted model, not a curated record. Lineage: Eukaryota; Fungi; Basidiomycota; Agaricomycetes; Agaricales; Hydnangiaceae. Bases 1 to 600 code for a protein of 199 amino acids. The transcript is spliced from 5 exons.